Molecule: messenger RNA, 2120 nt
Organism: Physeter macrocephalus (sperm whale)
Lineage: Eukaryota; Metazoa; Chordata; Mammalia; Artiodactyla; Physeteridae
Gene: OPN4
Product: opsin 4
Exons: 11
Coding region: 1-1473 (490 amino acids)
Biological process (GO): phototransduction; G protein-coupled receptor signaling pathway; visual perception
Cellular component (GO): plasma membrane
Molecular function (GO): G protein-coupled photoreceptor activity
Source: RefSeq, a predicted model, not a curated record
AUGAACUCUCCUUCGGGGACAAGAUCCCCACCGGACCCGGCCCAGGAAUCCAACGGCAUAGCCACCCCAGCUUCCCGCAGCGGGUGGAACAGCUCCUGGAGCAGCACCUCCAGCCUGGACCACCCUCCGCCCGUCAGCCCCACGGCAGCCAGGGCUCAGGCUGCUGCCUGGGUCCCCUUUCCCACGGUCGAUGUUCCAGCCUACGCCCACUACACCCUGGGCACGGUGAUCCUGCUGGUGGGGCUCACAGGGAUGCUGGGAAAUCUGACGGUCAUCUAUACCUUCUGCAGUUGUGAUUUACUUCAUGGAGUCAAUGUGAUGAUUAAGAGCAGAGGUCUCAGGACACCUGCCAACAUGUUCAUCAUCAACCUCGCAGUCAGCGACUUCCUCAUGUCCUUCACCCAGGCCCCCGUCUUCUUCGCCAGCAGCGUCUAUAAGCAGUGGCUCUUUGGAGAGGCAGGCUGUGAAUUCUAUGCCUUCUGUGGGGCUCUCUUUGGCAUCACCUCCAUGAUUACCCUGACGGCCAUCGCCCUGGACCGCUACCUGGUGAUCACACGCCCACUGGCCACGGUCGGGAUGGCAUCCAAGAGGCGGGCGGCGCUUGUCCUGCUGGGCGUCUGGCUCUAUGCCCUGGCUUGGAGUCUGCCGCCCUUCUUUGGCUGGAGUGCCUAUGUGCCCGAGGGGCUGCUGACCUCUUGCUCCUGGGACUACGUGAGCUUCAUGCCAUCGGUCCGCGCCUACACCAUGCUGCUCUUCUGCUUUGUGUUCUUCUUGCCCCUGCUCAUCAUCAUCUACUGCUACAUCUUCAUCUUCAAGGCCAUCCGGGAGACGGGCCAAGUUCUCCAGACUUUCGGUGCCAGCGAGGGUGGUGGUGAGUGCCCCUGGCAACGGCAGCGUCUGCAGAACGAGUGGAAAAUGGCCAAGAUCGAGCUGUUGGUCAUCCUUCUCUUUGUGCUCUCCUGGGCCCCCUACUCCACCGUGGCCCUGAUGGGCUUUGCUGGGUACGCGCAUGUCCUGACGCCCUACAUGACCUCCGUGCCGGCUGUCAUCGCCAAGGCCUCUGCCAUCUACAACCCCAUCAUUUAUGCCAUCACCCACCCCAAGUACAGAAUGGCCAUCGCCCAGCACCUGCCCUGCCUCGGGGUGCUGCUGGGCGUGUCAGGCCAGCGCACUGGCCUGUACACCAGCUACCGCUCCACCCACCGCUCCACACUGAACAGCCAGGCCUCGGACCUCAGCUGGAUCUCUGGACGGAGGCGCCAGGUGUCCCUGGGCUCUGAGAGCGAGGUGGGCUGGACAGACACGGAGGCAACAGCUGCUUGGGGAACUGCCCAGCAAGUGAGUGGAUGGUCCCCCUGCGGUCAGGGCCCGGAGGAUAUAGAAGCCAAGGCCUCUCCCAAGUCCCAGGGACAGGAAGCAGAGGCUCCCGGAAAGACCAAAGGGCUGGUCCCCAGCCUGGACCCCAGGAUGUAGGGUGCCCAUCGGUUUGUCUUUCUUCUGGGACAUGUCCAACCCCUUCACCUCCCCCUCACACACACAGACCCAGGAUUACCCUGUGGGCCUGCGGGCUUUGGAAGUGGCCCCGUCACCCAAGCUGUGCUGGAUUCGCGGCCUUGUACUGCAAAACUCCUGCUCUGCAAAGUGGUCUGCACCCACUUCUCAGCUCAAGAGCCUGCGCCCCAGGCUCAGCCUGAAGAGUGGGCACCCAGGCCCUCCCGCGGCCCGGAACACAGACCUUCACUCGCUGGAACCCGUUACUCACCUCUGGCUUUCCCCCCAGAGUGCUAUUUCCACCAUGGCCCACCCUCUUCUGCACAUGUGCAUUUUCGGGCACACUCUGCUGUGUGUACAUAUUUGCAUGCACACCAAGUGCACGAGUGCACACACUGCACCUGUGGUUUGUUUCAAAUCAGUGGUCUAAUUCAUCCCAGGGUGUGUGGCUCUGGCAGGAUGUAGAAAAAUAAAAAGCGGAGAAGGUCUCCGACAAGCACAGUCUCUACCUAUUGGUGCCACCGUGGGAGAGAGACCCAAGGCCUGGCCUCUAAUGCUGACAGCAGCCUCUCUUCCUCCUCUCCCUCUGUCCCCCACCACGUGACUUUCACUCCUAAAACCCCAUCUCA